AUGAAUUCGGCGCACGGCUUUGCAGGCCCUUCAGUGAAAGGCUCUGACCCGCAAAGCCUCGGUUCCCUGGCCGCGCUUCGCAUCCCGAAGGGAUGUGGUCCCUUGGCUAUGUACAGCUACAGCGAAUUUUUGACAAAAGGGACUGGCAAGGACAUCGCUCAAGCCAUGGCCGAGGAGGAGGAAGCGAGCUGGGACCAGACCCUUGAUGAGUGGCUCAUCAGUGAGGGCUACUGCUAUGCCGCCGGCAUGGCCCAGCUCGAGGAUGGCAACUUCUAUGCCGCCGCACCUGUGGCCGACGAGGCUGGAUGGGGCUUCAUCUUCAAGGAGGACCACGAGCAGAUGAUCAUGCAGGAUGACAUGACUGAAAAGAAGAUGGCAAUCAACGAGGGAACCGCCUUGAAGUUCCUGGUCGACAACCACAAGGCCCCCCCGACCGGCCUCUGGUUCGGCGGAGAGAAAUAUGCAGUUACCCGUGUGGACAAGAACUUUGAGUCCGGAGAUGCGUCGUUUGUGUUCAUCUUUGCGGCCAAGCCCAAGAAGGGCGUGUCCAUUGCCAUCACCAAGACCCAGGUCAUCUGUGCAUUCUAUGACGAAGAGAAGGGCCAAGUCGGCGGCAACUGCACAAAGGCCAUUCCAUGCCUUGGUCCUUACUUUCUCGGCUUCCAGCAAUCGUCGCCAUCUGCCUUGACACGGUGCCUGUGGCACCACUCGUACACGCGCCUGGGGGCCAUGGCGGAAGAGGAGGAAGCGAGCUGGGACCAGACCCUGGAUGAGUGGCUCAUCAGUGAGGGCUACUGCUAUGCUGCUGGCAUGGCCCAGCUGGAGGAUGGCAACUUCUAUGCCGCAGCACCCGUAGCCGAGGAGGCCGGGUGGGGAUUCAUCUACAAGGAUGACCACGAGGAGAUGAUCAUGCAGGAUGACAUGACAGAAAAGAAGAUGACCAUCAACGAGGGAACCGCCUUGAAGUUCCUGGCCGACAACCACAAGGCCCCCCCGACCGGCCUCUGGUUCGGCGGAGAGAAGUAUGCAGUCACCCGUGUGGACAAGAAUUUCGAGUCGGGAGACGCCUCGUUUGUCUUCAUUUUCGCCGCCAAGCCGAAGAAGGGCGUCUCCGUAGCCAUCACGAAGAGCCAGGUGAUCUGCGGAUUCUACGAUGAAGAGAAGGGCCAGGUGGGCGGCAACUGCACAAAGGCCGUUGUCGCCUUUGCGGAGUACAUGGUCGGCUUGGGCUACUGA
This is a messenger RNA of Symbiodinium necroappetens, 1236 nucleotides long. The record is from the annotation of a GenBank genome assembly. NCBI's taxonomy places the organism in Eukaryota, Dinophyceae, Suessiales, Symbiodiniaceae.